AUGUGGAAAAAGUUGCAGGGUUGGAAGGAAAAGCUUCUUUCUUGGGCCAGAAAGGAGGUGCUCCUAAAAUCCGUGAUCCAAGCUAUUCCAACUUAUCUGAUGGGGGUCUAUAAAUUCCCUAGCUCUGUUAUUGAUAGAAUCGAAUCGGCUAUGGCAAGGUCUUUCUGGGGUCAAAAGGGUACUAGGAGGAAAAUUCACUGGAAAAGUUGGGCAUCUUUAUGUACUCCUAAGUGCUUAGGAGGCAUGGGUUUUCGAGAUUUAUCAGAUAUUAAUGAUGCUCUUCUUGGUAGGCAAGCGUGGAGGUUAGUUCAUAAAGAAAAUUCUCUACUUGGGAAGGUAAUGAAGGCAAAAUAUUACCCAAAUUGCUCUUUCUUGGAGUCAGCUCUUGGGUAUGGCGGAAGCUACUCAUGGAGGAGUAUAUGGAGUUCCAAAGCUUUAGUAAAAGAAGGGGUGACAUGGACUAUUGGUACGGGUUCUCUUGUGAAUGUUUGGAAGGAUCCUUGGCUCGCGGUUGAACAUGGCCGGUUUGUCACUUCGGUUGAGAUUAGUGAGAUUUCUUUGGUGAGUGACCUUAUUGAUUGGGAUAAGAUGGAAUGGAAUGUAGAUUUGAUCUCGGAAUGCUUCAAUGAGAGGGAUAAAAAAUGCAUUCUCUCCAUUCCCUUGAAUUGGAGAAAACCUCGUGACUCUCUUACUUGGGCUUUCUCAAACGAUGGUAUUUACUCUACCAAGACAUCAUAUAUGCUUGGAAAAGGAUGUAAUUUUGAGGAGUUUCAUCAAGCUUGGGUCUCUAUUUGGGGCAUAGAGGUGUCACCAAAGGUGAUUGAAACUAUUAAAUUAGAUGUUUUUAACAUAAUUACAACAAUUUAA
Molecule: messenger RNA, 867 nt
Organism: Chenopodium quinoa (quinoa)
Lineage: Eukaryota; Viridiplantae; Streptophyta; Magnoliopsida; Caryophyllales; Amaranthaceae
Exons: 2
Coding region: 1-867 (288 amino acids)
Source: RefSeq, a predicted model, not a curated record